AUGACCGCCAUUCCCGACGGCAAACCCCCUUACGGAGGCGAAGAACCUCCCGUUUACUCUGAAGAGGGCGGCAAAGACGCCGAAGAAAUUGUCCAGCCCCGAGUCCUUGUCCUCCACGGCCGCUUCAUCUACGCCGAGGUGACCUCGGGUGUGGCCGACUCCGAACCCCUGUACCAGCUGUCACGGGCAAUCCACGCACAGGGACGCGUGACACAAACCAUCGAAUUCCAGCGCGUGGACUACCGCGUGCGCACGACAGCCAACGGGUCGCCUGCAGUGUCGAAACGAUUUAAGGAUCUGUACAUCAUGCGUUAUAUGCCUCCGCUGGCAUAUCUGGGCACGCCCUUCCAGGCCAGCCUACAGCCCCAGUCCCGACACACCGUCGGUGAAGUGCAGAUUGUCAAGAGCCCUAUCUUCCAUUCUGGCUAUCGGGCGCUCAAGGUUCUCUCUGAAUCUGAAAUGGCAAGGUUGAAAAGGGAGGGUAAGAAGGUGAAGAAGGAUGGGUACCAUUUUGUCAUGAAAGAGGGUGAAGCUGGCGCUUGGGAAUGGACAAACAACGACGGGACACUUGUAGCUAGACAAGUCUGUGAGUCCCGUUCUGGGGAUGCCAACGAAGUCGAACACAGGCUGCUGGUGCUGGUACCUCUGCCGAGACAGACUUUGGAUGGCCUAGUGGCUAUGUGGUGUCUGUGGAUGUGGCAUCUACAUAUUACAGCGACGACAGUGAGGAAGACGUGGGAAGACCGUGAGUAUUCCUGCCGUGGCCCCUCUCUUGAUUGGCUGUAA
This is a messenger RNA of Canariomyces notabilis, 786 nucleotides long. RefSeq lists its product as uncharacterized. Bases 1 to 786 code for a protein of 261 amino acids. Lineage: Eukaryota; Fungi; Ascomycota; Sordariomycetes; Sordariales; Chaetomiaceae. The record is from RefSeq and is a predicted model, not a curated record. The transcript has a single exon.